Molecule: messenger RNA, 1227 nt
Organism: Eremomyces bilateralis CBS 781.70
Lineage: Eukaryota; Fungi; Ascomycota; Dothideomycetes; Eremomycetales; Eremomycetaceae
Exons: 3
Coding region: 238-1104 (288 amino acids)
Source: RefSeq, a predicted model, not a curated record
UUCCGUCGUUAUGAUGUAAAUGGAACCCAUGCGGUGGCUGGUCUUACUUAUUCUUCGAGUCCUGCAGUGCUGUUCGUGCCGAUUGAUUUGACCCGUCACCUGUUGGUCUGUUUACGGUGCUGGGCUACCACUCCAUCAAUUGAGGUGCCUUAUUGUUUUACAAGCUCGAGAGAAUAGUCUGACCGUGUAGCCUUUGUCGCGUAUAGCAGUUGGACUUCGGGAAACCAUUUUGUCACGAUGCCGCCGAGAUAUAGGCACGACAAUACGCCAUGGAUGAAGCGCAUCUUGAUCCCGUUCUGGGUGGUCAGGAAUCUCUUCAUGAUCAUCAUGAUCGGGAUCUAUGCGGUCGCCCUUGGAGUCGUGGACCAUUAUACACAGACCAGGAGCUCCAACAUUGCCGUGCUUUCAAUCCCUCUGGUCCUAUGCGCAAUUUGCGUAGUCCUCGAUAUCACCUCGAUCGUGCUCUUCGCGAAGCGAAUGCUAAGCCCAAGGGUCUUCCUUGUCUUCAGCGUUAUCCAGACUCUGAUCUGGCUCGGCGGCUUCAUUCUUGACAUCGUCGCUAUUUCUCAUGGCAUCCCUGGUGGCGCCAUUGCCUUGAGUGUCCUUGUUUUCCUCGCCUACGCCGGCACCCUCAUCUACGCCUCCAUCGUCUUCCACCGCUACCGGAAAGCCGGCGGCCGCGGCGCCUACACCUCCGCCGCCAACCCCACCAACGUCCAAUACCAAGGUACCGGCCACGCACCCCAACAGGCCGUCUACGAAAUGAAACCACAACAACAAAUCUACCAACAGCCGCAGUACGGCGCCGGAUCGGAGUACUACGCCCAGCACAUGCCGCAGCAGAUACCGCAGGGGAUGCCCCAGCCAUACCAGGACUACUCGCAGCAGCAGAGGGGGAUGCCGCCGCAGGGGAACCUGACGCCGAUGGUGACAAACCUGUUUGGAGACGCCCACUCGGGGUUGAACCCCGCGGGCACGCCGCGGCUGGAGAUCUCGAGCCCAACGAUGGUGGAGUUGGAGUCGGGGCAGUCGAAGGUGCCACAGGGGGCGGUUCCACCGUAUGUGUUGCAGGCGCCGGCGCAAGAAUUGGCGGCGACAAAGUGAUGUUAGGCUGGGAGGUCGCUAAGUUUGGUGCAUGGUGCAUGAUAUGGCGUACUAAUUUACUAUAUAUAUCCGUGGCUAUCGGUUCUAGGCAGGGGAGAUCAUAUACCAUUAGAUGCCGGGAGA